AUGAAGCGCAACAUCGUCAUCUUCCUGAUCAUCCUCAUCCUCUUCAUCCUCAUCGCCCUCAUCGCCUACGGCAUCUGGUUCCUGCAAAAUCGCAUGAACUACUCGCGCGGCGGCGUCACCGAAAGCGAGAUGUCCGAGGAGCACCACGUGGCGUUUUGGGACUUGAUCAGCGAGUUGGACCGGGGAACCACGGAUAAGGCGUUUUGCAUGGCAACGCAUUGCAUGCUUGGUGUUGGAUACGAUACCGUACAUUGUCGACUGUGA
Messenger RNA from Aplosporella prunicola CBS 121167, 264 nucleotides. RefSeq lists its product as uncharacterized. Lineage: Eukaryota; Fungi; Ascomycota; Dothideomycetes; Botryosphaeriales; Aplosporellaceae. The record is from RefSeq and is a predicted model, not a curated record. The transcript has 2 exons. Bases 1 to 264 code for a protein of 87 amino acids.